AUGCCGCCGACAGAAAGCGCGCGGGCUCUGCGCAUCCUCGUCGCCUCGUCCAUUCCCUCGCCAAUCGAGGAGCCCUUCCUUUCCACCCUUAUCGCCCAGAAGAACAUCGCCGUGCGAAGUAUUGUCGACUCCGCAGAGUGGAAGACAUCAACCCCGUAUGCGUCCAUCCCCAAUGUCUCAACCGACCGAUCGCAGCCGUGCCGGCCUUUCAGCGACCACGAUGACGUUCACCGCACCGCCGCUGAGCUCUGCGCGUGGGCCGAUCUCCUCGUCCUCGCCCCCAUGGACGCAAACACACUUGCAAAAAUGCUGCAUGGCGUCACCGAUAGCCUGAUACUCGAGAUUCUGAGGAGCUGGGAUGUUUCAAAACGAACGCUGCUAGUGUUGGGCAUGUCUACCCUGAUGUGGGAGAACCCGAUGACGAAAAAGCAAAUCAGCAAGAUCCGGCGGAAGUGGAAUUGGGUACGGGUGCUCCAUCCCCUGCUCUGGACUUUUGAAUCGAAAGGCAAGAGAUACCUGCCGUGGGAGGGGAGGGAAGAGCUCAUGGGCGCGAUUCAAAAUCAGUUGGAUCUCAUGACGCUUGGACAGGAUGUGGACGUGUCAAUGGGCCAGACCCCCAAGCACAGCCUCUCCCUCAGGCCCGCAGCGAAACCUUCCAGCCCACUUCCGCCCGAGAUCUGGUCGAUGAUUCUAGACUUCACCGGUGACUGGGAGCUGGCGAAGAGAUUGAACGUGUACACAACUUUGCCCACGCCCCAAUGCUGGCUGCGAGCAGCCAGCAAAGAGGGUCCGCACAGUUUCAUGGAUAAGCUGGAAUGGGCCAUUCUUACAGGCACGCUGGACGAUGUCAAGCACCUUUUUAAUACACACACUGCUCCGCAAUGGCUUUCGUCCCAAGCCGUUCGAAUCAUCAUGCGCUUUGCCAUGGUUCCCCUGUUGUAUUAUUUGGAGUCGAACCACGCAGACUUAUUCUGGGCGAGCUUUGGUCAUGCCUUUUUGCCCGACAAGGCAUCUGCCGUCUUCGGCCGGGUCGAGAUCUUGGAAUACUGGCGAACUUCACCGACUUUCUUGAACAAAGAAUACACAGUGGAUGCUAUUGACGGUGCUAGUCGGGCCGGCUUCGUGCACAUUCUAGAGUGGUGGCGGAACUCAGGGCUGCCAAUGAAAUACAGCGAAGCUGCCCUGGAGCAGGCUAGUAGCAGAGGUCAAAUCGAAGUGCUCGAGUGGUGGAAGAGGGCCAGCAUGCGCGACGAUGGCCACGUGCGGACCAGCGGCGACGAGUCGGAGCCGGAGGGUAGCGUCCCACCUACUCGCAAACCGUUGCGUCUCAAGCCUGGCAAAGCAAUCUCUUUCGCAACGCAGGCAGGGUCGCUCUCAACGUUGCGCUGGUGGGUCACAUCGACGAUCCCCUUCUCUCACGAGGACACGGUCGCGAAGCUAGCCUCAACGCACGGCCACGUCGACAUUCUCGACUUUUGGCAAUUGCUCCACGGCGAGAAAAUGAUUUACGACAACCAAGUACUUGUGGGUGCCACCAAGAUGGGGCAUCGCGACGUGUUGGAAUGGUGGAAGAAGAGUGGGCUGAGGGUCGAGUACAAGACGUGCGAUAUCGAGGAGGCCCUAGAGGAUGGUGUUGAGGGCGUCAAGGGCCAACAGGUCAGGCGCUGGUGGGCGCUUAACGGUUUGAAUCUGGGCGUUGGGACGAGUGAAUGGAUGAGGACAAAAGUGCUAAAUCAAAGUUGA
Molecule: messenger RNA, 1743 nt
Organism: Lasiodiplodia theobromae
Lineage: Eukaryota; Fungi; Ascomycota; Dothideomycetes; Botryosphaeriales; Botryosphaeriaceae
Product: Phosphopantothenoylcysteine decarboxylase
Exons: 1
Coding region: 1-1743 (580 amino acids)
Biological process (GO): coenzyme A biosynthetic process
Cellular component (GO): phosphopantothenoylcysteine decarboxylase complex
Molecular function (GO): phosphopantothenoylcysteine decarboxylase activity; FMN binding
Source: RefSeq, a predicted model, not a curated record